Nothoprocta perdicaria is the source of this 733-nucleotide messenger RNA. RefSeq names its product CTD small phosphatase 1 (gene CTDSP1). Gene Ontology annotation, molecular function: RNA polymerase II CTD heptapeptide repeat phosphatase activity. Lineage: Eukaryota; Metazoa; Chordata; Aves; Tinamiformes; Tinamidae. The transcript has 7 exons. Bases 1 to 723 code for a protein of 240 amino acids. The record is from RefSeq and is a predicted model, not a curated record.
AUGGGAGCGCAGAGCCCGUCGGGCAGUGCCAAGAAGCCGCGGGGCCGCAGCAUCCUCCAGUCGCUCUUCUGCUGCCUGUGCCGCGAUGACGCCGAGCCCUUCUCGGUCAACAACAACGCGCCGCUGCUGGUGGAGGAGAACGGCGCCGUGCCCAAGGCGCCCGUCAAGCACCUCCUGCCCGACAUCAAGCCGCAGGACGCCAGCAAGCUCUGYGUGGUCAUCGACCUGGACGAGACGCUGGUGCACAGCUCCUUCAAGCCCGUGAACAACGCGGACUUCAUCAUCCCCGUGGAGAUCGACGGCAUCAUGCACCAGGUGUACGUGCUGAAGCGGCCGCACGUGGACGAGUUCCUGCAGCGCAUGGGCGAGCUCUUYGAGUGCGUGCUCUUCACCGCCAGCCUGGCCAAGUACGCCGACCCCGUGGCCGACCUGCUGGACAAAUGGGGGGCUUUCCGGGCCCGGCUCUUCCGGGAAUCCUGCGUCUUCCACCGGGGCAAUUACGUGAAGGACCUGAGCCGCCUGGGCCGCGACCUGCGCCGCAUCAUCAUCGUGGACAACUCGCCCGCCUCCUACAUCUUCCACCCCGACAACGCCGUGCCCGUGGCCUCGUGGUUCGACAACAUGGCAGACACGGAGCUGCUCGACCUGCUGCCCUUCUUCGAGAGACUCAGCAGAGUGGACGACGUUUACACAGUGCUCAAGAAACACCGGACUAGCAGCUAGUGCCCGCGGG